This is a messenger RNA of Nomia melanderi (Alkali bee), 1092 nucleotides long. RefSeq names its product 3-hydroxyacyl-CoA dehydratase 1 (gene Hacd1). Gene Ontology annotation, biological process: fatty acid elongation; very long-chain fatty acid biosynthetic process; sphingolipid biosynthetic process. The record is from RefSeq and is a predicted model, not a curated record. Gene Ontology annotation, molecular function: 3-hydroxyacyl-CoA dehydratase activity. Gene Ontology annotation, cellular component: endoplasmic reticulum membrane. NCBI's taxonomy places the organism in Eukaryota, Metazoa, Arthropoda, Insecta, Hymenoptera, Halictidae.
GUGUAGUAAUGGCUGGUUGACCACACGCGGUCAAGCGCGCGCAAAAACGGAUCCCACUAACACCAGUCCAUUUCUCCCACCCCGUAGACAGGCUACUCGCGGGUUCGUGUCCCCACCAUUGACCAUGGUCACACCGACACUCAUUUUGCCCGCGAGAAGGUUUACUGGACAGCCCUGCACUGUAAGUAGUACAUAUAGCGUGCCGCAUAUGAUUUCUCCAGUCUUAUCAUCGCAAGUUUGGGAGACUAUGAGGAUAAAAGCUUUUCGUUCAUAAGAAGUGUCUAUCGGAAUUUUACAUUGUCAUCUCAGGGAAUUAAUUAAGACAGAAAUAUGAAAUCAAAGAAAUCUAGUUCUGUUGGAGUACUCUAUUUGAAAACUUAUAAUCUCACGCUAGUUUUUGGGUGGUCAUACAUACUUCUCAAGUUUUUGCAAAAUGAUUUUUCUUCGCCCGUUGAAGACAAUUUAUGGCAGAACCUCAAGUGGCCUGUUAUAAUCUUUCAACAUGCAGCUUUCUUGGAGAUACUACAUGCGGUAGUAGGAUUAGUUACAUCAAAUCCCGCACUUACAAUCUUCCAAGUUUUGAGUAGAAUUAUGUUAGUGGAUGGUGUAUUACUGGCUACUCCGAGCAGUUAUGCUGCAUCAUCCAUUGGUGUGCCAUUUGCAUUAUUAGCAUGGUCAAUAACAGAAAUAAUCAGAUACUUGUAUUACUUCAUGAAUCUCAAUGAAUAUGUACCAUAUUUGCUUACAUGGUUAAGGUAUACAUUAUUUAUUGUAUUAUAUCCGAUUGGUGUAUCAGGGGAAUUAUUAUGUACAUAUGCAGCAACACAAUAUGCAUAUUCUCAUCCAGAAGCUUGGAGUUAUUUGCUUCCCAACUCUUGGAAUUUUGCAUUUAGUUAUUUAUAUUUGCUCAUCAUUGUUAUGUUAACAUAUAUUCCCAUUUUCCCACAAUUAUAUCUCCAUAUGUUUUCACAAAGACGUAAAAUUUUGGGGAAAGAUUCACUCAAAAAAGCUCACUAAUAUAAGUGAAUUUCUUCUUCGCAUUAAUGAUAUGUAUAUAUCUUAUGUUAAUAAUAAAUAUUCAAGUUUAUACAA